AUGGCGUCUUUGAAGGUGUUUGGUGUUAAUGGCACUGGAGAAGGUGAAUUUCGUUACCCAAAUGGCAUAGCAGUCAGUAACAAAGGUGAAAUAGCCGUUAUAGAUACGUGUAAUCACCGUGUUCAAUUAUUCGAGUCAGAUGGCGUGUUUUUGAGGUCUUUUGGUACCCAAGGAGUAACCGACGGUUGCAUGAAUUUCCCAUACUGUGGUACCUUCGAUAGUGAUGGAAAUAUCAUCGUAACUGACUCGGACAAUCACAGAGUGCAAGUGUUCUCAUCAGCCGGCGAACUAAUACGGGUUAUCGCUAGCGAAAACCUCAGAAAUCCCUGGGGUGUUUGUAUGGCAGGCGAUGGCAAUAUCGCGGUUUGUAGUGGCGGCGAAAAAGGAGAAGUCCAAGUAUACUCGCCCGAGGGCACACUACUAAAGCAGUUUAGCGAUCCGAAAACGAAUAACCGACCAUCCUAUGUCACCUACAGUCACGAAAAGUACUUUGUGUCUUACAGCGACGAUCAGUGUGUGAAAGUGUUCGACGGUCAAGGAAGUUUCCUGUCAGACAUCGGCGAAUCUGGGUUUUGCGACGGGCAGUUCAACAGGCCGCGUGGACUCGCAGUCGAUCAACACGAUCAGUUGUUGGUAUGUGACGGAUGGAAUAAUCGGAUACAAGUUUUCAGUCUGGAGGGGAAGUUUUUAACGAAGUUUGGAAGUCGCGGCAAAGAACCUGGACAGUGCAUUUUCCCUAUCGACCUAUCGAUCACUCCAGAUGGACAAAUUUUAGUCUGUGAAGUCAAAGGAGAGCGUGUUCAAGUUUUUCAAGGGUUAGAUAACCACCAAUGUAAAGGCCAAUAA
Molecule: messenger RNA, 846 nt
Organism: Stylophora pistillata
Lineage: Eukaryota; Metazoa; Cnidaria; Anthozoa; Scleractinia; Pocilloporidae
Biological process (GO): proteasome-mediated ubiquitin-dependent protein catabolic process; protein polyubiquitination
Molecular function (GO): ubiquitin protein ligase activity; protein binding
Source: RefSeq, a predicted model, not a curated record